AUUGGUGCUGUAAUCGGGAUCAUAGGAAACCUUACCAUUAUCUUUUUCUACUUUUUUCGCAUCAGAGAGAGAGGGGAGCGUUACUUUAUUCCGUUAUUGGCCAUUGUUGAUCUUGUGGCAUGUUUGACAAUCCCCCCUCUCUACAUUAUGGACAAUAUCUUUCUCUUCAAUUACCCAAGUGAUACUGUUUGUCGAAUUCUUUCGUUUCUUCAGAUGUGUGUUCCUGGAGCGUCGGCUCAUGUACUUGUGGUAAUAUCUUUACAAAGGUACCUUUUGGUUUGCAAACCAUUCGGUCCUAAAAUGACUUUAUUUUGGAAAAGAGUUUUCUUUGGAAUAGCAUGUGGAAUUGCUAUUGCAUAUUCUGUCCCGGUGCUACGAACUUCGGGGGUUUUAAGGAAGGUUGAUAAGUUUAUGAAUCACACCGUUACUAUAGAAAUAUGUAAAUUUUCCGUUGACACUUCACCAGUAUUAACCGUGUAUUUUGGACUUUUAUUCCUUAUAAUACUGGCAAACAUUGGGAUAACGACUGGACUCUAUGUGCCCGUUUUGAGACAGGUUCAGCUUUCUUUUCGUCGGAAAAUAAAAGUGAGAAGCACGCAAAAUGACUUUAACUUUCCUUUGCAUACCAAAUCUUCACAGAUAACACAAUUAACUGAACUUGACAAAGGAAAUUGUGGAAUUGAUGGCACAGAAUUACAAAGAGUUAAUGUGUCAAUCGAAGAAAAUGAACCACACAAACAUGAACACAUUGCAGAAACUUUAGAAGAAACAUCAGACAUCAACACACAGGAGGAAAUCAAAGUUCAAAACCCUGAUGGCACAGUGAAAUGCAAACAGGCGCGUCCUAAAGAUGGAUCCGUGCAGACAAGAAUCACAAAAAUGUUUCUUGUCAUAAUAAUUGCUUAUGUAUUGGCUUAUAUUCCACCGCUUGUAAUUUUGAUUCUUAUUUAUGCUAUUAAAGAUUUUAAUUAUAUCACUCUGUCAGAAUCUGAAACACUAGCCUGGCUUUAUUUUGGACGGUUUAUUUUUAUGAAUAAUAUUGUGAAUCCCUUUAUCUAUGGCUACUUUGAUACAAAAUUUCGGAAACAAAUACAGUUAUACUUUAAACAAUGUAAACGAAAAUGCUUUUGUAUUGAAUGAUUUUGCUCAAAUUAUUCAACAUGCUUUGGGUUUUGGUAGCCAAAAAAUAGAAACCACUUUUACUCUAUUAAAUGUGAAUUUGAACACUUAGCUUAAUUACAGUAAAAUGUCAUUCACAUGAGGUCGUGGUAACGUAUAUGACGUUAUAAAAUAUGAAUCACAGCAUGAAUUAACCCUCAGAAUUUCUGUUAAUAAGCCGUUAUAAGCUUCAUUAGAGGGAUAUAUACCCCCUCUUUAUAUAAAUACACCAUUUGCUGGCGGAGAACGCAAAUUUUGUCCUAUACUCGACACUUAAUGCCAUUGAGCAGGAAGGGAUCUUUUUCGUGCCAGCACCCACUGCGACACGGGACCUCGGUUUAUAUGGUCUCACCCGAAGGACGGGUCUCCACGCCCCACCAGAAGGAUCAACUCCUUAUGCAAGUUGCAUGAGAUGCAUGACUUGUAAAUUGUAAAUUUAAGGUUGAAAGUGUUCAUCUGAUGACUUUCUUUCUACGACUUUUUCAAUGCACAUGUAUACUAUACUACAGUUUAAACAAGAUAUAUCAUACAUGUAGCAUGGAAUGUCCAAUCGUCUCAGUUUGUUUUAAGGAGAACAUCUUUGUGCAAUUCAUUUUUAUACGCCAUUAUUGAAUUACUGCAUUCAACUAAAGAUGGUAAUGCUUUUUACUAAUUGAAUAAUUUUAAGCUAAAAAUUAAAAUUAAUUUCAAUGUGAUUUAUUUGUUUUGUAAAUAUUUUGCCCUUUAAAAAGUAACAAUAAUGGAAAACAAAUGACUACAUUUUGUUUUUGAUGUGCAGAUGUAAAUUCCAUUCCAAUAUACACUAGUCAAAAUUUCUAAGUCCCCAGGGAAGUUUUUGCUUUACACCGCUCUUAUAUUGAAUUAUUUUAACAGUAUAAUUUAAGAAGCAUACAGGAUUAAAAAGUAGCAAAACAAUUUUUCGCACUUAAUUUAUUUAUUGAAGCACUUUAACACAAUAUGCAGAAACGUUAAGGUACCCUAGAAUUAAAAAUUCACAACGUACAAUACUGCAUUAUCCUCCAUUCAAACGAAUUCACAGCAAGACAACCGUUACUAAAAGAGUUCACACUAUUUAAGAAAAAGUCUUUUAUUGAAUGUUUUUAUAUGUGGAGACUAGGUCGUCCUCUAGUUUCGCUAGAUUCUGCUGCUGGAAAAGCU
Messenger RNA from Saccostrea cuccullata (small rock oyster), 2316 nucleotides. RefSeq lists its product as uncharacterized. The record is from RefSeq and is a predicted model, not a curated record. Gene Ontology annotation, cellular component: membrane. Gene Ontology annotation, molecular function: G protein-coupled receptor activity. The transcript has a single exon. Lineage: Eukaryota; Metazoa; Mollusca; Bivalvia; Ostreida; Ostreidae. Gene Ontology annotation, biological process: G protein-coupled receptor signaling pathway. Bases 148 to 1140 code for a protein of 330 amino acids.